This is a messenger RNA of Ambispora gerdemannii, 1170 nucleotides long. NCBI's taxonomy places the organism in Eukaryota, Fungi, Glomeromycota, Glomeromycetes, Archaeosporales, Ambisporaceae. The record is from the annotation of a GenBank genome assembly.
AUGGAUUUAAACACAACAGAUACAACACUAAAGUAUUGCGAUUGGCGUGUAGAAAUCUACAAUUGCCACCACACUCAACUAUGGGUUGCAGAGAUAAUAUUUUCGACGAUAUCAUACGGAAUUUUAGCAAUAUCGGGUGCAUUUAUCUUCUACUGUCGAGUUCGAUACAUGUGGCAAGGAUUAUUUGUGGAUCACGGAGGAACCGGAAUACGUCCAUUACCAGUGGAUUGUUUGCUGUUGUUUUUUAUGAUUGCGGCAUUUGUUAGAGCUAUUCACAGUGCAUUUUUACUGGGGGAUGUUUAUACGGCAUACUGGCAGCGUGAAUUGGGUGAAGAAUUUGCCUGGACUAUUUUAAGUUAUGGUGCUGUUACUUAUCUCAUUGGAAUAAUAUAUACAAUUCCUGUAAAUUAUACGCGCGGUACAUCCGCUCUAGUUUCAUUACAAACCAACAGAGAAACAACGAACGGAGAUGCAAAUAAAAGUAGCACCCCUAAUGCACUUAGUUUUACAACGCACGAACUAUUCCUUCCAACCCCAAAUCAAUUAAACAUAUGUCUAUUAGUCGGGUGCCUAUGGCCAUCACUAAUCGCACUACCAAGUGCAAUACUCUCUGGUCUAGCGCGAGACCGCGGAGACUUCGUCACCGCAAGCAAAUUCACCACAGUACAAUACAGCGCUAACUUUGUUUUUGACAUUGUAUUUGCAGUAAUCACCGCAUACUACGGCCUGAAUUUCAUACUAAUUCUCCGAGGAACACUAAAACAAUCCAAACAAAAAUCGGGUGCUUCAUUCUUUAAGAAAAAUAGUAGCCAGACACGAAAAGCUUUUCAUCGGCUGAAAUACACGAUGGCCUAUUUGUUUUACAUCUCGAGCUAUUCGGGGCCGUGGUGGCUCGUUUGGGCAAUCGCGCAUAAAAAAAUCAUCGCCUCGAUAAAUGGUAUCAAUGUCUAUUUGUCGAUCAUGUGGUAUAUUGCCGGACCACAACUAAUGAUUGUCGUUUGUCAGUUUGUGCUUGCAAGGCGUAUCUAUCAACAAUUGUUUAGUCGAACUGAUAAUGGCCAUCGUACAGUUGCCACAAAUGGUGCAAAUGGUCCUGUAUCACCGAAAUCUCCUGAUUCAGUUUUUUUUAUGAAUCCCAGUUCUGCCGCUGCUAAUCAUUUGGCGCAAUAA